UUAAGAGUCACAACAACUUGUUCAUCUUAAGCAUGCAAUUUUAUUUGUGAUGGGCAGUGGCCUAAUAGUAUUAUCUUUGCAUGCCGUUGUUGAGUUUUUAUCCUUUUAUUCUUCAUGGCUAACUUUUGUUGCCCCAUUGAGAUGGAGCCCAAGACAUUGAAACAAGGUCAACUCAACCUUGCCCGAGAAGUUGCUGUUGACAUUGUACAGAAUACAGAAUCGGGCGAAGCAUCAAAUCUAUUUCUAGAGGGAGGGAAGACAGUAGUUCAACUAAAGGAGGCUCUAGUGCUAAUUGAGGAAGCAGAAUCAGCACUACAAGAAGCUGAUCCCACUGGGGAAGUAGUGAAAACAAACGUGGUGAUACAGGCAUCCUGCCAAUGUGCCUGCCCGACCGCGAUAAUCGAUGACUCCCCUGAACAAUCUAAGCUUAAGGAACCACUCUCUGCUCCCUUUUGAGUUUAAUAAAGAUCGAGAUGCAAUAUCUUUAAUUUGCUGCAUGUACUAAUUAAUUACCAGUGUAAUUUUAUCUUAUUGGUUUGUUUAGCAUUAGGUUUCUGAUAUUCGUUUUGGGGUCAGACUAAUUCAGAUUCCUAUAUAGUAAAAUGGAAAGCGCUUUCUGUCGGGAUUUUCUUUUCAUUUUAAAGGCUCGAACCUAACUGUAGCCUUGGUUGUAGUGUUAUGAAACAUCAGCAUUCAAGUGUUCAACCUAAAUGUACUGAUGAUAAAAAAUAUCGUGAAUUCUUCUUUUAAGUUAAAUAGUUUUUAAGAGUUUAUCUUUGAUUACUUAAAAUGUAUAAGAUGAUUAUUACAUAAA
Molecule: messenger RNA, 814 nt
Organism: Capsicum annuum
Lineage: Eukaryota; Viridiplantae; Streptophyta; Magnoliopsida; Solanales; Solanaceae
Exons: 3
Coding region: 115-456 (113 amino acids)
Source: RefSeq, a predicted model, not a curated record